CCAUAUAAACCGCCGCGAAAUAUAUUUUCAAUAACCAAAAAUAUUGUUUUUUCAGCUGUUUGAAGCUGGUGUAAAGUAAAAGUGCAAACUUAAAAACGGGAAUCAUAGAUAUAGCGCACAUAGAACAGAUCUACCGCUUCUUAGACUUGCUUUCAAUGAGAAUUACAUAUCUAUUACUAACAUUUGUGAUUUUGGUGAAUUCGCCCAAAAAGUGACAUUGCAGCUUUAAAUCGCUGGUUGACAAAAAGCUCUCGAAAUAGUAGGGGUUCACUCAAUCCCUUAUCUGAACUAUCCAAAGUGGCAAACCUUGCGCCAGUCAACAUGCCUUUGCUGUUUUUGGAGAGAUUUCCAUGGCCCAGUUUGCAGACAUACACAGCUCUGAGUGCUGUAUUUCUCGCGGGGGCAAUCUUAAAUGGCUACUACACUGUCCCAGAGCUAGUAGAGUACACACAGACACAGAGCAGGACUCCCGUAGAAAGUGAUGAUGUUGAUGAUGACCCAAUCACCAGCCUUAGCGAUGUGGCAGCCACUGUCCGGUUGUACCUGGUCUCAGACACCGUUUUUGUUUGGGUGAUGGUGAAUACAGCCUGCUGUGUCCUGAUGCUGAUUGCAAAGGUGAUCCAGUGCAUUGUCUUUGGGCCACUCCGUGUCAGUGAAAAACAGCACCUGAAGGACAAGUUCUGGAACUUCAUCUUCUACAAGUUCAUCUUCAUCUUCGGGGUGCUGAACGUUCAGACGGUGGAGGAGGUGGUGAUGUGGUGUCUGUGGUUCGCUGUCCUCGUCUUCCUGCACCUCAUGGUCCAGCUCUGCAAGGACCGCUUUGAAUAUCUGUCGUUCUCACCCACCACUCCUAUGGGCAGUCGUGUGAGGGUUCUGGCCCUGCUGGUGGGUAUGCUGCUGACCUGCUGUGGCCUGGCUCUGCUCUGUGGUCUGCUGGGAAACCCCCACGGCAUGCACACCGUCGCCUUCAUGGCCGCUGAGUGUAUGCUGGUGUCCGUUAGAACUGGACAUGUCAUUAUCCGGUACUCCAUCCACCUGUGGGACCUGAACCAUGAGGGCACCUGGGAGAGUAAAGGAUCCUACGUCUACUACACUGACUUUGUGAUGGAGCUGGCUCUGCUAGGUCUGGACCUCAUGCACCACAUCCACAUGCUGCUGUUUGGUAACAUCUGGCUCUCUAUGGCCAGUCUGGUGAUCUUCAUGCAGCUGCGUUACCUGUUCCACGAGGUGCAGAAGAGAAUCCGUCGCCACAAGAACUACCUACGUGUCAUCAACAACAUGGAGGCCAGGUUUGCUGUGGCCACCUCUGAUGAGCUGAUAGCCAACAAUGAUGACUGUGCUAUCUGCUGGGACUCCAUGAUGACAGCACGCAAGCUGCCCUGUGGACAUCUCUUCCACCACUCCUGCCUGCGUUCCUGGUUGGAGCAGGACACAUCGUGUCCCACGUGCCGUAUGUCUCUGAACAUCAGCGAGGGGGCCGGAUGGGAGAGAGAGGAGAGGCAGAGAGAGGCCAUGCUGGAGGACAACAUGGGCCCUGGAGGCCCUGGACCCGAGGCAAGGCCACACCUCAACCAGCACAACCACUUCUUCCACUUUGACGGUUCUCGCAUUGCCAGCUGGCUGCCCAGUUUCUCAGUGGAAGUGAUGCACACAACCAACAUCCUAGGCAACGUACAACAGGCCAACAACUCCCAGCUCAAUGCCAUGGCCCAUCAGAUUGGGGAGAUGUUUAAUCAGGUUCCCUACCAUCUGGUGCUGCAGGACCUGCAGCUGACCCGCUCUGUAGAGGUCACCACUGACAACAUCCUAGAGGGACGCAUCGUGGUGCCUUUCCCCACACAGCCUGUGGAUCACUCCGCCUCCCAGGUCAGCCUCUCCCCACAGGAUGUGGGCGGGGCCAGCGGGAGUUCAGAGUUCAUGACCCCUGAGGUGGAGGACUUUGAGGUCAGAGGCAGCCGCUUCUCCAAGUCAGCCGAGGAGAGACAGAAGAUACUGCUGCAGAGGAAAGAUGAGCUACUGCUACGCGCACAGAGGAGAUAUCUGAGCAAGAGCCCAGAGGAAACUGCUGCUGCUAUGAACGACGAUGAAUAUGAGUACGAUGAAGGUCUGCCCACUCUUGAGGAUGACAUCCCAGCAGGCUCAAUCUCGGACUCUAUGACUCUGCAACGCAGAAAGUUAGCGGCAGCCGCUGAGCGCCGCAUGCACGCAAACCAGUGAAGAGGCUGGACUGGGACGAUACCAGUAUUGCGAUACUCGUUAGAAUCGUGGCAAGGAAACAAAACACGAAGCGGAAUUAACUUCUUUA
Coregonus clupeaformis (lake whitefish) is the source of this 2305-nucleotide messenger RNA. RefSeq names its product E3 ubiquitin-protein ligase AMFR. Gene Ontology annotation, molecular function: ubiquitin binding; ubiquitin protein ligase activity. The record is from RefSeq and is a predicted model, not a curated record. Lineage: Eukaryota; Metazoa; Chordata; Actinopteri; Salmoniformes; Salmonidae. The transcript has 13 exons. Gene Ontology annotation, biological process: endoplasmic reticulum unfolded protein response; protein K48-linked ubiquitination; ubiquitin-dependent protein catabolic process. Gene Ontology annotation, cellular component: ubiquitin ligase complex; endoplasmic reticulum; cytosol. Bases 322 to 2217 code for a protein of 631 amino acids.